AUGAAUAACGUAGAAGAGAUAGAAGAUUUCCAUGGUGUUUAUUUAUUAGUGAGUAAAAGCACAAAUCCAAAAUUUGCCGGCCGCACUUACAUUGGCUAUACUGUUGAUCCGAACCGUAGAAUCAAACAGCAUAACCUCGGCGAGGACGGUGGCGGUGCACGACGAACGUCCAACCGUGGUCCAUGGACCAUGGUCUUGAUUGUACACGGAUUCCCGAACAACAUAUCAGCUUUACGGUUCGAAUGGGCCUGGCAGCAGCCUCGCGUUUCGAGAAGGCUUAAACAAAUUCCAGAACUACAGAAAAAGCUUCGCAAGGAAUCCAACUUCGAAUACAACUUUCGCAUACUUACGGAAAUGCUGAGAAUUGGGCCAUGGAACCGGUUACCACUCGUAAUCCGCUGGCUUGCGGAUGAAUUCCAUCGGGAAUUUGAAGUAGGAAAAAAGCCUCCCCUUCAUAUGCCGAUCUGUUUUGGGCGAAUAAAGAAGGUCAAGCGCAAAAAGAAGACAGAAGUGACCGGUGAAAGAACGGCGCAAUCACAAACAACUAGCAGGCCCGUGACGAAUCAAGCGAAUAGUAACAAAAUAGCCAUCAAUUACGAUUUCGAUGAGUAUGAUCUGCUUGUGAUGGGUGGUGAGAAAGUCGGCGAUGAUCCAAACCCUGCGCGGAAGUCACCUACUCCAGCGACACCAAUAAGCAAUGAGAGUGUUGUGAUUAGUUCCGACUCGGAGGGCGACAAAGAUAUCGUGCAGAACGUUUCACAAUCAACAGCGAAAGAUUGUACAAUAUGUAGCCGGACGAUGAACGUGGAGGAAAUGGAACGGGAGGGUGAUUUAGUGUUACGAUGUUUACAACCACGUUGCCCGCUUGUUAGUCAUCUUGAGUGUUUGGCUGAAAUAGUCUUAGAAGCAGGUCAGUACGUUCCCGUCGAGGGCGAUUGUCCCGUGUGUGAGGGACACUUUCUGUGGGGUGAUGUAAUACGCAAAGCCAACGGUUGCAGCGAUUUGGUAGAUGAUGCGGAAAACGUUGACCCACUCGAGGUGGACGAUGUAUCGGAUGAGGAGCGGUAG
Messenger RNA from Anopheles marshallii, 1068 nucleotides. RefSeq names its product structure-specific endonuclease subunit SLX1 homolog (gene slx1). Gene Ontology annotation, molecular function: crossover junction DNA endonuclease activity; 5'-flap endonuclease activity. Gene Ontology annotation, cellular component: Slx1-Slx4 complex. Lineage: Eukaryota; Metazoa; Arthropoda; Insecta; Diptera; Culicidae. Gene Ontology annotation, biological process: double-strand break repair via homologous recombination. The record is from RefSeq and is a predicted model, not a curated record. The transcript has 4 exons. The coding region runs from base 1 to 1068 and encodes 355 amino acids.